This is a messenger RNA of Xenopus laevis (African clawed frog), 3012 nucleotides long. RefSeq names its product fibronectin type III domain-containing protein 7-like. NCBI's taxonomy places the organism in Eukaryota, Metazoa, Chordata, Amphibia, Anura, Pipidae. The coding region runs from base 171 to 2894 and encodes 907 amino acids. The record is from RefSeq and is a predicted model, not a curated record. The transcript is spliced from 12 exons.
CAUGUGUCCCUGUGCAAAAUCCACCCCAAAUAACAUGUGGGACAAAUGUAGCAACAUUGUCUUGGACAAAAUCCUUAGGUGCAGACAGCUACAACUGCAGUGUUACUGCCCAUGAGGAAAAGACACAUUUCUGUUCUACAGAAAACCAAGAGUGCAGUAUUAAUGGACUAAUGUGUGGUCGUAUAUACAGAGUAACUGUUUCAGCCAUCAAUGCUAAAUGCAGCAGCCCACUGAGUGCACCUGCUAAUCUGACAACAGUGCCCUGCCAGCCACAAAAUGUUACUGCACACAUUGAUUGCUCAAGGUCUGUGGCCCAUAUAAGCUGGGAUUCAGCCCCUGGAGCUCUGCACUAUACAUCCACAUUGAGGACAUCAGAAGGGACGGAGCUCAUGUGUAAUAGCACUGAUCUGACCUGCGAGAUCAAUGGCUUGCAGUGUGGGCAGGUGUACACUGUGACAGUGAUGGCAUUUAAUGAUUAUUGUGCAAGCACACCCAGUUUUCCAGUAGAUUUGCAUUCUGUCCCUUGUGUGCCCAGUGAAGUUCAUCCUGAGGUCAGCUGUGAAUCUAACAUAGCCACUGUGCAAUGGGCUGUAGCCAAAGGAGCUGUGAAUUACACUGUAACAGUCACUGGGCCACUUACAGAGAAGUAUCAUUGUCAAACAGCCAACACAUCAUGCGGUUUCCCACAGCUUUCCUGUGGUUUGGAAUACAAUGCUUUGGUUGUUGCUGUGGGACACACAUGUAGCAGUGAUGAAAGUGCCGUGGCUAUAUUUCAUACUGUUCCAUGUAGAACGACAGACCUAAAUAUGCAAUAUAAGUGCAAUGAUGACAAGGCGGAGCUCUCCUGGAAAGCAGCCCUUGGAGCAUUAGGGUACACAGCUACUGUCAGCACACAAGGCAUAGAAAUUGUGAACUGCAGCACAAGAGAAACAAGCUGUAUCAUCGAUGGGAUAAAAUGUGGGCAGAUAUACACUAUGACUGUGGAAACCUUCGGUGUAAAUUGCAACAACAACGUCACCUCAACAGUGACCUUUCCUACAGCUCCCUGUGUCCCUGAGCAGCAACCCCCACAGUUCAGUUGUGAUACCAACACUGCAUCAUUGUCUUGGGGCAGAACACUAGGAGCAGCAAGAUAUAUCUCCAAUGUCACUGCUCCAAAUGUGGAGACACUCACCUGUGAGACCAACGACAUGACUUGCAAUAUUACAGAUUUUCAUUGUGGGCAGGUAUACACUGCAACCGUCUCAGGCAUCAACACUCAGUGCAGAAGCCUACAAAGUCUCCCUACUACAGUCGUUACUGUUCCAUGUCAGCCGCAGAAUGUGACUGCUAAAAUAGACUGCACUUCUUUUGCUGCCUCUGUGAGUUGGGAUAUUGCCCCAGGAGCCCUGAGAUACUCAGCAACAUUAAAGGCAUCUGGAGGAGAGAAACUGAUGUGUAACAGCACUGAACUUGGCUGUCAGGUGAAAAACCUGCAGUGUGGACAGAUUUACGCUGUAACUGUAACCGCUUUUAAUGAAUUAUGUCAGAGUGUAUCCAGCUCUCCAAUAGAACUUGAAUCAGCUCCAUGUGCCCCAGAAAAUGUUAUUGCAGUGACAGACUCUGCUUUAAACACUGUAACUCUUUCAUGGGAUGAAGUGGUCAGUGCUCAGAGUUUUACAUCUUAUUUAACUGGACCAGAUAAUUGGAUUAAAACUUGCUCUAACACGCUGCCAACCUGUAACAUUACUGGACUACCUUGUGGACUGGAAUUAUCUGCAACCGUAUCUGCUGCUAAUAGCCAAUGUGUUGGGCCUUUGAGUAAUCCUGUCAAGGUUAUAAGUGGCCCUUGUACCCUAUUAAAUGUGAUUGCUGAGAUUGACUGUGUUUCUAACACUGGACUCGUUUCAUGGGACAGCAGCCCGGGGGCUGAGAAUUACAAAGCAAUAGCAAAUGGGACAGCUGAAGACUUUCAUACUUGCAAUUCAACAAGCACUUCCUGUGACUUCAUUGGCUUAAAAUGUGGGACUACAUAUUCUGUUGUUGUAAUAGCAGCCAAUGAAAACUCCAGCAGCCAGCCAAGUUCUCCAGUGGAACUGAAGACAGCUCCAUGUGUCCCUGUGCAAAAUCCACCCCAAAUAACAUGUGGGACAAAUGUAGCAACAUUGUCUUGGACAAAAUCCUUAGGUGCAGACAGCUACAACUGCAGUGUUACUGCCCAUGAGGAAAAGACACAUUUCUGUUCUACAGAAAACCAAGAGUGCAGUAUUAAUGGACUAAUGUGUGGUCGUAUAUACAGAGUAACUGUUUCAGCCAUCAAUGCUAAAUGCAGCAGCCCACUGAGUGCACCUGCUAAUCUGACAACAGUGCCCUGCCAGCCACAAAAUGUUACUGCACACAUUGAUUGCUCAAGGUCUGUGGCCCAUAUAAGCUGGGAUUCAGCCCCUGGAGCUCUGCACUAUACAUCCACAUUGAGGACAUCAGAAGGGACGGAGCUCAUGUGUAAUAGCACUGAUCUGACCUGCGAGAUCAAUGGCUUGCAGUGUGGGCAGGUGUACACUGUGACAGUGAUGGCAUUUAAUGAUUAUUGUGCAAGCACACCCAGUUUUCCAGUAGAUUUGCAUUCUGUCCCUUGUGUGCCCAGUGAAGUUCAUCCUGAGGUCAGCUGUGAAUCUAACAUAGCCACUGUGCAAUGGGCUGUAGCUAAAGGAGCUGUGAAUUACACUGUAACAGUCACUGGGCCACUUACAGAGAAGUAUCAUUGUCAAACAGCCAACACAUCAUGCAGUUUCCCACAGCUUUCCUGUGGUUUGGAAUACAAUUCUUUGGUUGUUGCUGUGGGACACACACAUGUAGCAGUGAUGAAAGUGCCGUGGCUAUAUUUCAUACUGUUCCAUGUAGAACGACAGACCUAAAUAUGCAAUAUAAGUGCAAUGAUGACAAGGCAGAGCUCUCCUGGAAAGCAGCCCUUGGAGCAUUAGGGUACACAGCUACUGUCAGCACACAAGGCAUAGAAAUUGUGAACUGCAGCAC